GUAUCCAGCUUUACCCGCGUCGGGAGCAGCGUGAUCAGGAGGGCCUCGGCUGGGGUAGCCAUGCUGGCGACGGCGCCAGCACAGUGCAGCAAGAGUAGCAGGAGUUGCCGCAGGGCUCUCGCGUGGCGCGGCGAGGACUUUCGGAGCGCUGUCAGGAGCUGGUGCUCCGUCAGCUCGAGCGGCCCGGCGCGUAGCUUCCCAAGCAAGCCAGUCGGCGCCUCCUGCAUGCUGUGCCUAGCGCCAGCUGCGGAGGCGCAAUUCAGCCCUGGACUGGGUGGGUGGUGCUGCCGGCAGUUGGCGCAUCACUCCUCGCCGGGGUAAAACCCAGCAGGCGCAUGCAGUCCAGCGGGGUGAGCUGCCUGGGCUGGGGAUGGCU
Molecule: messenger RNA, 376 nt
Organism: Chlamydomonas reinhardtii
Lineage: Eukaryota; Viridiplantae; Chlorophyta; Chlorophyceae; Chlamydomonadales; Chlamydomonadaceae
Exons: 1
Coding region: 61-321 (86 amino acids)
Source: RefSeq, a predicted model, not a curated record